CGCAAAGCAGAGACCCCACUAAAAUUUUCUUAUCGGAUCCUCCUCCCCAACUCUCCAUUUCUCUUGCGCCCGAGUCUGCUCCAAACAAGACUUUGUGGUUUUUCGUUGUACUCGUCUUUUGAGAACUUUUUCACACUGCUCGACUGGAUUUCAAUUGACGACAUACUAGCGAGAAAACCGAUCGCAAAUACAAAUUUCACCAUGUCAGGCUUCCAGAUCCCCGGCCUGGGGUUCGCGAAACCCAACGAGACCCUGCCGCCGGUGCCUGCCGAUGUUCUCGCUGCCGCCGCGAGCUUCGAGGGCGUCGAUCCCGAGAUUAUCGCCGCCGCCAACGGCACCUCGGAGCAGAUUCAGAGCCAGAAUGAGGAUGUCAACAUGGGAGAGAGCACGAACGAGUCGCAGCCCGCCCCUGCGCCUGCGCAAACAGCAGAGCCCGUCGCGGCGGCACCCGUAGCCGCACCACAGGAGGCCACCGACCCCGAUGCCAUGAACGUCGACGAUGCCGCCGAGCCCCCUUCCCUGACUGACGCCCUCGAGGCCAUGAUCAGUGGUCUCGAUCACACUCCCCCAGCCCAACAAGUCGAAGUUCCCCAAGAGGCGCCCGCUGCAGCAGCUCAAGAAGCUCCUGCGCCCGCAUCUGCGACCGCACCUGCACCCGCAGCACCAGAGAUGAUUGACGCCCCUCAAAUGCUCGAAAGACCCCAAAUGAUCGAUGCCCCGACCUCCUCCAUCGCCGACCAAGACCAACAACAGCCCGCUGCCGAAGGCGAACACCCCGAGUGGGAAGCCGACUCCUCGCCCUACGAGUCGUCCUCCGACUCUUCCAGCGACUCCUCCUCGGACUCGGACGACGAUUCCGACGCAGGUGGCUACCAGCUCCUCGGCGUAGAAGAGACGGCGCGCAUGCUCAUGGAGAUGGAAGGCGGCUCAGACGACGAAGGCGGAGGCGACGGCAAGAACGGCGGCGGUGCAGGGACCGGCGCCUCGGGACACCUGCGCACCAAGAACGAAGUAGCCGACGUGACGGUCCCCGCUAAGCCCGACGUGACACUCACCGCGGACGACAAGAUUGAAGAGCUCGGGCUCGUGGAGCAAAUUGUCGAGAACAUCAUGGUGGUGAGGGCCUUCACCCCGGGCGAGUACCAGGUCCUCGACACGGGGUCGGUGCUCUGCACUGAGGACCGGAAAGUGUUUGGCGUGGUGUGGGAGACGAUUGGCAAGGUGCUGCAGCCGCUGUACACCGUCAUGCUCUCCACGGCCGAGGAGAUUGCCGAGGCCGGGCUGGCUGUCGGCGUGAAGGUGUACUACCCGCCCGCGCACGCCAAGUUUGUGUUUACACAGCCGUUGAAGAAUUUGAAGGGCUCGGAUGCGAGUAACAUCCACGACGAGGAGAUUGCCGAGGACGAGAUGGAGUUCUCGGACGACGAGAAGGAGGCGGAGCAUAAGAGGCAGAUCAAGCAGAAGAAGAAGGAGGCGAGAUUCGGCAAGGACGGUGGUGAACGUGGUGGACCAAGUGAGAAGAGGAGCAGGAAUCAUCGCGAGCCGCAUCCGCUGCGGAAUGAGGUCAGCGCCGCGGCUGCCGGUCCUUCUACGGACGGCGGACUCAACUACGACGACGAGGACGAUGGUCCGUACAAGCCCCUCGCGCGACCGCCUGGGUUCGGCCAGGCGCCGCCUGCGCAGCAGAGUUUCACCACGGAGCCUGAACCGGGCCGCUUCGGUGGGCGUAGAGGUGGACGUGGUGACUCUAGGGGACGCGGCGAUAGGGGCAGGGGAGGAGGACGUGGUCGUGGACGCGGCGGGUACGGGAACCGCGGGGAUCAUAGGGAGGGAUACUCGGCGCCGCAGAGACAUCAUUCGGGCGGCGGUGACCAGCAACAUCAACAGCAGCAUCAGCAGCAACAAGGUGGACAAUGGAGCGGCGCCGGCGCCACCGGGUUCCAGGCGCCCCAGCAGAGCUACAACAACCAGCAGCAGCAGGGUGCGCCCGCGCCGACGGCGCCGACGUUCAACUUCCCGUUCCCCGGGAUGCCUGUGCCGCAGCCGGGACAGCAGGGUUUCUCUGCCGUUCCGCCGCCGCCGCCGGGUUGGCCGACGCAAGGUGGUCAGCCUGGGCAGGGCGCGCAGCAGGGUGCUUAUAUCAACCCGGCCUUCUUUGCGGCGUUGCUUGGACAGAUGCAGCAACAGCAGCAGCAGCAGCAACAAGGCCAGCCGCAACAACAGGGAGGACAAUAUCAAGGCCAGCAGCCCCCUCAGCCUCCUCAGCCGCCGCACCAAUGGGGUGCUCAGCCGCCUCCGCAGUAAAUCGACUUUUGUCAAGGUUGAGGAUGAGAUCCGGUCGUGAUGCUGGUGGUGGACAGCUGAAGGUGCGAAGCUCGAUGUACUUAAUUGAGCUCGACGUAGCAUACGAGAUGGGAGACAGACAGCGUGGGGGUGGACUGGGACCUCUGCGACUCUGCACCUAGAUGGCUGAAGCUAUAGGAAAGCUCUGCCAGCUACGAGCAUAGACUAAGUCUCGAAGCAAGGGACGUGAAAAUGCUUCGAUCGCAUGGCUUGCUCUAGCUGCCAUGUUUGGCACACUGAACCGGGAGGCUACCAGCUAAGGUAAAGUCCAAUCGCGACCUACACGAGCGAAGCUAGAAAGGAGAGCGAUCAGUAGUGGCUAUUUGCAUCGCUUUGUAAUGAUUAGAACUGUGGGGACUCGCGACGCGACUAUACGCGAAGAGAUAUGGAUAGACAAAAGUGAAAUAAUAGGUUUCUAUUUCGACG
This is a messenger RNA of Colletotrichum acutatum, 2769 nucleotides long. Its product is annotated as Gar1/Naf1 RNA binding region-domain-containing protein. The record is from RefSeq and is a predicted model, not a curated record. The coding region runs from base 202 to 2304 and encodes 700 amino acids. The transcript has a single exon. Gene Ontology annotation, molecular function: RNA binding. Lineage: Eukaryota; Fungi; Ascomycota; Sordariomycetes; Glomerellales; Glomerellaceae. Gene Ontology annotation, biological process: ribosome biogenesis; box H/ACA snoRNP assembly; pseudouridine synthesis. Gene Ontology annotation, cellular component: sno(s)RNA-containing ribonucleoprotein complex.